CUAAUAGGGGCUGUGGAGCACCCUACAAUGACAGGCGGGUUUGCGGACUUCGAUGCCGGCCAUCGGGAUCUGGUGACAGUCACUCGAUUCAACUUCUAUGGGAAUCGUAUUGUCACUGCUUCGUCGGACCACCGCAUGAAAGUAUGGGAUCUGAAAGACGGACAAUGGCAGCUAACCGACACCUGGCGCGCCCAUGAUGCUGAAAUUCGCGAUGCAACAUGGAAUGGGCCAUUUACAGGCCAGCAUAUCGGCAGCGUGGGCGAGGACAUGAAGUUCAAGAUCUGGCAAGAAGACGUCACACAACCGCCCAAUUCGGGCCGACGGUUCAGAUCCAUCUUCCGCAUGACGGCGCCGCAGAGGCAUCCGUUUGUGUCUCUGGACUUUCGCAACAUUGACCUGGAGUCGUGGCUGGCCCUUAUCACCCGGGAUGGCUAUCUCAUGGUCAUGGAACCCGUCAGUGCAGACAAUCUUUCAGACUGGCAACCUCUGGAUCAGUUUCGAGUAUGUUUAGCACCUGAGCGUGGCGAGGAAACGAGCUUCCGGGUUCAAUUCCAUCACGACCCUACAGAUAUAACCCACAACAUCUCCCCAGACUCGGACCGGAAGAGUCUGUCGCUUGUUGUGGCAGCCAUGGACUCCGUCAAGGUCUACCGCACGGAUGCGAACCGGCGCUUCUACCAUGCGGUUGAGCUGAAUGGUCAUGGGGGUCUCGUGAGAGACAUAUCCUGGGCCAAUGGCUCUGUGCGGGGCUAUGAUCUAGUUGCAAGUGGAAGUAAAGACGGCAUGGUUCGAAUUUUCGAAGUAUACACCACCCCGGCUAGUCCAGAGUCACAGAAUGCCAACGGCCGGAAGGUUGAAGGCCGAAUAAACCCCCCAUCGAUGCGGGCAACAUCCCAGUCUGGGAUCGGCUCUGCUCUUGCAAAUCGCGCCCCCGAAUCUAUAUCCAAUCGCCAGGCCAGCGGCGACUCUCAGUUCCGGCACACAUUCAAGCAAGUGGCAUGUAUCGAUAGUAAGCAUCUCGAUGUGUGGCAAGUUGAAUUCUCUUUCUCCGGUGACUCUCUUGUUUCCGCAGGGGAUGAUGGGGCAGUCCGGUUCUGGAAGAAGUCGUUAUCAGGCGAGUGGCUCGAGUUUGCCGAGACCGACAUGGCGUCUCAGUGA
Messenger RNA from Penicillium alfredii, 1158 nucleotides. RefSeq names its product putative nuclear pore protein (SEH1). The transcript is spliced from 3 exons. The annotation marks the transcript as partial. Gene Ontology annotation, molecular function: protein binding; structural molecule activity. Gene Ontology annotation, cellular component: Seh1-associated complex; nuclear pore outer ring. The record is from RefSeq and is a predicted model, not a curated record. Gene Ontology annotation, biological process: positive regulation of TORC1 signaling; cellular response to amino acid starvation. NCBI's taxonomy places the organism in Eukaryota, Fungi, Ascomycota, Eurotiomycetes, Eurotiales, Aspergillaceae.